CUGAUCUUCCCAGCAGACCUCACAUACGACUGCCCAAGCUCCACGAGACCUCCCAACACGCCAACAUCAUGGCCGACGACGAGAUGGAUCCCAGCCUCCAGUCUAUCGUGGACCAGAAGUCGCUGAAAUGGAUAUUCGUUGGCGGCAAAGGCGGUGUCGGCAAGACGACGACCUCCUGCUCCCUCGCCGUUCAAAUGGCCCGCGCCCGCAAAUCCGUCCUCCUCAUCUCCACCGACCCCGCUCACAACCUCUCCGAUGCUUUCGGUGUCAAGUUUGGCAAGGACGCACGUCCUGUGCCCGGUGUUGAGGGACUCGCUGCGAUGGAAAUCGAUCCAAAUGGCAGCAUCAACGAUCUGAUCAAGGCGGGAGGUGACGACGCGGAAGAGGCGAUGGCAGGACUAGGCGGUGUGGGAAGCAUGUUCCAAGAUAUGGCAUUCAGCAUCCCGGGUGUGGACGAGGCGAUGAGUUUCGCGGAGGUGUUGAAGCAAGUCAAGGGAAUGGAAUACGAGUUGAUCAUCUUCGAUACCGCGCCAACGGGACACACACUGCGAUUCUUGCAGUUCCCGACCGUGCUGGAGAAGGCGCUGGGCAAGUUGAGCCAGCUCAGUCAACAAUUCGGACCGAUGAUCAACAACCUCAUCGGAGCGAGAGGCGGACUUCCAAAUGGACAGAGUUUCGACGAUGUGUUGAAGAGGAUGAAUGACUUGCAGGAUACGAUCAGCGAGGUCAACAAGCAGUUCAAGAACCCAGAUUUGACAACAUUCGUGCCGGUGCUGAUUCCUGAGUUCCUGUCACUAUACGAGACGGAACGCAUGAUUCAAGAGUUGGGAACAUAUGAGAUUGACACGCACGCGAUGGUGGUCAACCAGCUGCUCUUCCCGAAGAAGGACAACCCUUGCGAGCAGUGCAAUUCGAGGAGGAAGAUGCAGAAGAAGUAUCUGGAGCAGAUUGACGAUCUGUAUGGCGAGGACUUCCAUGUGGUCAAGAUGCCACUGUUGGUAGAUGAGGUCAGAGGGGUGGAGAGCAUUUCCAAAUUCAGCGAGAUGCUCGUCAAGCCCUUCGUCCCGGCGGAGUAG
Zymoseptoria tritici IPO323 is the source of this 1076-nucleotide messenger RNA. RefSeq names its product guanine nucleotide exchange factor GET3. Gene Ontology annotation, cellular component: GET complex. The record is from RefSeq and is a predicted model, not a curated record. Gene Ontology annotation, biological process: post-translational protein targeting to endoplasmic reticulum membrane. NCBI's taxonomy places the organism in Eukaryota, Fungi, Ascomycota, Dothideomycetes, Mycosphaerellales, Mycosphaerellaceae. Gene Ontology annotation, molecular function: ATP hydrolysis activity; ATP binding. The transcript is spliced from 2 exons. The coding region runs from base 69 to 1076 and encodes 335 amino acids.